AUGGCCUCCAAAAAGACGGAAAUCAUCCCCUCUAGUUCCUCCCCAUAUCUUUACUCUCCUCUACCGGAAGGCCAUAUCCGCUUACUCCGGCUGAUGCCACAUCAGGAUAGACAUGCCCCAAUACAAUGCCAACUAUUUGACUAUCCUCUCCACGACUCAGCAGUAGGGACCCAUCGAUACGAGGCUUUGUCGUAUGUAUGGGGUGCCCCAGAAAAGCCUCACUUUAUUUUCCUCGAUAAAGGCAGUUUAUCUGUCACCACGAAUCUCCAUGCGGCGUUAUUGCACCUUCGAGAUCACUUUAUUGAACGUGUGAUAUGGAUAGAUGCGAUAUGUAUUAAUCAAAAUGAUACAGACGAACGGCGCGGUCAGGUUCAGUUUAUGGCCAAAAUAUAUGCCAAAGCGAGCUGUGUAGUAGUCUGGCUUGAAGAUGAGGCCACUAGCAUCGAUGAUGACCAGAUUUCCGAUGAAGGCGGUAGAGCCCUGGAGGUAAUACGCAAGGCUGCAAACGCUCAUUAUCGUGUGGGCAUAGACGACGAGAAAGCAGUCCUCGCACUUCUUUGGCGGCCAUGGUUCCGGCGUGUCUGGGUGCUUCAAGAGAUUGCUGCAGCGCGACAUGUCCUGAUUGCAUGUCAUUCCGCCGAAAUUGACGGACAUGCCUUCUCUUCCGGUUUGACAGCACUGCAGGACAUCAUUACCAAUGCAGACAUGCGAAAUCGGAUAGACACGGCAGUCUUUCUAAUAAAAAAUGCGACAUUACGAUCUAAGCGCGUGAUGGCUCGUUCUGAUCGAUUUUCCCUUCACAUACGCCCUAUAGCAGACCUAAUAACCAUGUAUCACAACUGUGAGGCUACUGAUCGUCGGGACAAGAUUUAUGCUCUGCUAGGCAUGAGCUCCGAUACUCAUGCUCCGGCGGCCAUAUUGCCCGACUAUACCGUACCAUGGAAGGAUGCCCUCUGUCGACUCAUCAAGUUUUAUAUUGGUACGCAGGCAUGUGUACAGACAUGGGAUGAUGAGGAUAUUGCAGUGAUCAGGGGUAAAGGCUGUGUUCUUGGCGUAGUUAGUCAGGUGAAGCUGAACUCAUCCAAAGACGACCCAUGGGAUGAUAGCUACGAUGCAUGUGUCACUGUACAGAUGACGGGUGAGCAUUCGAAAGGCGAGGUGGUUCCAUGGGAGUUAAUUAAAUGGCCAGGGUUGGUCAGAGAAGGCGAUAUCGUCUGUCUCUUACAAGGAGCGUCUAGACCUACACUUAUAAGACCAUAUGAUGAUCACUGUGUCGUUAUAACACUUGGCUUCGUUCCGGUCGACGCAGCUCACUCGGCCUUUUUGCCAACGGAACUCAAAUGGGGGAGACUCGAUGGGUGGAACGGCUUUCUACGGUCGGUAGCGGUAUAUACUCGGAAUUUUCUGCUUGUCUGGGACCAUCAGGAGUCCUCGGGAAUACUUGAGAAUGGAAAAGAUAGGAGAUGGCUUAUGGAUAGCCGAGUACCUGAAGAUGCAAAGAAAACGUUGGAAGUUGAAUUGCCCAAGCUACAUAGAUUGCAGAAUCUUGGACUAAUAUUGGUUGAUUCGGAGGAGUUUGAACAGGCGUUGGAGAACUUUCCACAAUCGCUGGACCUCUAUGGCCCGAAAGCCGAGAAGGCCUAUUUACCUAUAUUCACAGAAAUGAUGAAAAUCGCCAUGUCAUCCAGACGUCGAGGUCUGCCCGAGCAGGCGGAAAGACUGGAGAACAUGGUGAAUAUAGCACGAAGACGAGGAGACUUCGCUGUGAUUAAGGAAGAAACCAUAGUUCGAAUGGUGACAUUAUCCAUCGACAAUAUCGGGCUGGUGAGAUUUCUUUUUACUCAAAGAGGGGACGAAGUCCUGAUAACCGAAAAAGUGCUUGAAGAAGCUGCCAGAAAUCCAACCUGCGGCGAUCGACUUAUGACCCUCAUAAUUGAGCAAUUCUUGCCAGAGGUCCAAUUAACAGAAAAGGUCCUUCUGGCAGCGGCGAAAAAUCCACGCCGUGAUAUAAUGAGAGCAAUAUGUAACUUAUGA
Molecule: messenger RNA, 2034 nt
Organism: Aspergillus bombycis
Lineage: Eukaryota; Fungi; Ascomycota; Eurotiomycetes; Eurotiales; Aspergillaceae
Product: HET domain-containing protein
Exons: 2
Coding region: 1-2034 (677 amino acids)
Source: RefSeq, a predicted model, not a curated record